Molecule: messenger RNA, 954 nt
Organism: Gekko japonicus
Lineage: Eukaryota; Metazoa; Chordata; Lepidosauria; Squamata; Gekkonidae
Product: olfactory receptor 10A7-like
Exons: 1
Coding region: 1-954 (317 amino acids)
Biological process (GO): G protein-coupled receptor signaling pathway
Cellular component (GO): membrane
Molecular function (GO): G protein-coupled receptor activity; olfactory receptor activity
Source: RefSeq, a predicted model, not a curated record
AUGUUGACGAAGAAAGAAAGAAUACUACAGAAUACAACAACGCUGACUGAAUUCAUCCUCCUGGGUCUUUCAAAUGAACCCAACUUACAAAGUACAUUAUUUUCUACAUUUCUGGCUAUCUAUAUCAUUACCCUGGCAGGAAAUCUCAUCAUAAUUCUCCUCACAUUGAUUGAUCCUGCACUACAAACACCCAUGUAUUUCUUCCUGAGAAACCUCUCCUUCCUGGAGAUCUGUUACACAUCUGUCAAUGUCCCCAAGAUGCUUGAGAACCUUCUGUCUGGGAACAAGUCCAUCUCCUUCCUAGGAUGUGCUGUACAGACCUAUUUUACAUUCUUUCUUGGUGGCUCAGAGUGUUUCCUUUUGGCCUCAAUGGCCUAUGAUCGCUAUGUUGCCAUUUGUAAGCCUCUUCACUACCAUGUCCUCAUGAACAGGAAAGUGUGCAUGGGUCUAGCCGUGGCAUCUUGGUUAAGUGGCUUUUUUAUGUCUUUUGGUCACACCAGUAUGGUGUUCACCAUGCCCUUUUGUGACUCCAAUGAGAUAAACCAUUUCUUUUGUGAUAUCCCCCCAUUACUAAAACUUGCUUGUGGGGACACUUCCAGGACUGAAAUUGCUGUGUUUGUAGUGGCUAUGAUUUUUGUGACUCUUCCUUUCAUCCUAAUCUUAAUGUCUUAUGCUGGUAUUAUUGUCACCAUUCUGGGAAUUUCUUCUGUUGAGGGCCGGAAAAAGACCUUCUCCACUUGCUCAUCACACCUCAUUGUGGUGACUUUAUUUUAUGGCUCAGCUUGUAUUAUGUACUUGAAACCCAAUUCCACUUAUUCACCCAACAGUGACAAAUAUCUGUCUCUUUUCUACACAGUUGUUAGCCCCAUAUUGAACCCUAUCAUAUAUAGCUUUCGUAAUAAAGAAGUUAAAGGUGCCCUUAGGAAAAUUUGGGAGAGAAAACCUUUUGGAUAA